AUCACAGAGCAGCCUCAUUAAACUGGCUCCGGCUUCUGCGUAAAGCUAGCUCGCUAGUUUAGCUUUGUUACCACGGCACUGAAUUUGUGUGGUUGUUGUUGUUGUUUUUUUAAAUACACAGAUUGCAAAGAAGAAAACAAGUUUUUAUAACCACGAAUGAUGCUUGGUGACUCAACCGCAGUGGACUGAAGUGGACAGAAGAUUCGUGGACAUCAUGUCCUCUGUCCUGCUGUGAUAUCCGUCACUCUGGGAAUCAGCACUCGUCGUCUUUCCACGCUCUUCUGAUAUGAUGGACACUGGAGCGGAGGUGAUUCCUAUUUGGCAGAACAAACCUCACGGUGCGACCCGGAGUGUUGUGAGGAGAAUCGGCUCCACGCUGCCUCUGAAACCCUGUCCCCGAGCCUGUUUCCAGGAGCUGCCUGGUUUGACCCCACUGCGGCACACGGACGGCCCCCUGGUGCCCACGCUGGCCGACAUCGCCUGGAUCGCUGCUGACGAAGAGGAGACUUAUGCCAGAGUCAGGAGCGACACACGCCCCUUCCGGCAGGAGUGGAGGCCGACGCCCCUCAUGGUCCUGCACAGGAACUCGUCAGUGCCCAAUUUCAGGCGUGAGGGAAAGCGCAUGGAGGGUCUGAGGAAGCCGGGCAUCACGGCGCUGAACCGCGCCACCGCCCUGCAGGACGAGCUGAGCCGCCUCCGCGCACAAAUCGCCAAGAUUGUAGCGGGAGAGACCGACUCGAACCCCAUCACCCCGGACCUCCUUUCUCCAGACGACACCAGCGUCGGCUUCUCCAUGGCUCCUUUCGAGAGCGCAGCGUACCACCCGCUCCCCAGCGCCUCCUUCGUCAUCAGCGACGUCACAGAAGUAGACGAGGAGGAGGAGGAGGAGGAAGAGGAGGACGAGUCCGAGGUCCCCGAGCUAGCGCCCGACCCCGUGCCCCCCGUCUGCAUGACGGCAUCGGCGACCUUCGACCUCGACCGGCCCACCAUGGACUUCCGGGAGGCGGAGGAAGACACGGUGUCGCUGUCCAAGUCCACCAGCUUCGCCGACGUCAAGGACAUCCUGAAGGACAUGAACCGCAUGAAGAUGAGCAAAGACAGAUAUUCCCGCGGCUGUACGUCACUGAGGGAAGAGGACUCGGCUAAUCUGAUCUCUGAAGCUCUGAGGAAGAAGUUCACUCUGAGGGAUGAAGACAUUAAUAUGAAGAAGUGAUCUGCCUUUUCUCCAUGAUCUCUGUACACACACCCCGACACGUCUGUGCCUGUGGACCAUUUUGCCAUGGAAACGCCACAGCGCCCCAUGAUGCCAAGUUAAGCCCCGCCCCCUUUCCCUCCCGCAGUGAUUACAGCCACACUGGAAUAGAGCAGCUCCCUGUGAAAAACCAUCCCUGUGUCUGUGUGUGUGUCUGUGUGUGUGUCUGUGUGUGUGUCUGUGUGUGUGUCUGUGUGUGUGUCUGUGUGUGUGUCUGUGUGUGUGUCUGUGUGUGUGUCUGUGUCUCUCAGUGAUUUCCCAGAUGACUUAAUGAUCAUAUUACAUCAUAUUUUAUUUCUUUAAAAACUUUAAAUGCUGCCUCCUCACACAGAGAACAGAGCGUCGAGAAUUUGAAGCAUCAACAAUAACAAUAUAUUGUGUGUGUUGAAUGUUGUGAUCUUGUCUAGUGUGAACAAAAAGUGUCUCGUCACCUCACACACAUUCAUUUACUGUUACGAAAUGUCUUUUUUUUUUUUCUUUUUUUCUUCAUCUUGCCUCCAUCUCCUCUAUGAAAUUCAGCCAUAUAUACUUGAAUCAUUUUGACGACUGGCCUAGUUACUUAUUGCUAUUGUUACAUAUUAUUAUUAUUAGUAUUAUUAUUAGUAUUAGUAUAAGUAUUAGUAUUAUUAUUAAUUUCCUUGUAUUUUAUAUUUUCAUUUAGCUUCAUUUCACAGAAAGGGCACAAAACUGGGACGCACAAGUUUUUGAAUAGCUUUCAAAUCUUUAAGUACCGUAUUUUCCAGACUAACAGACGUCUAAAUUCUGUGUGUUGAGAAAAAAAAUAACGAAAUAACACACAUUGUUUCACCUUUAUUUAUACGAUAAAAGUGAUAAUUAACCAAAAAUUACACAUUAUUUCUCCCUUACACCAUACACUCACUCAAUACAUGUCUGAUGUCAGAUUUUUAUUUUUUCAGGUAUUUUUAUUCUUUAUUUUAUGCAACUGUUGAUGUAGGAAUAGUGCGAUUGCGCUAAAUAGUGUCUUUUCUGUGAGCGUCUGAUUUCAGACAUUCAGUUUCCACAACUCUGAACUAGUGGCUUUUCUUUAAUAGCUACAUUAGCAUUGUGGCUCCAGUACAAAAAUAGACAUCUGAAUUCGGUGUUGAGAAAAAAAAAACAAAAAAACAUACUUACAACUAAAUAACGUGCGCUGUUUCACUGUGAUAGUACGAUAGACGUAGCCAAAAGAUACAUGCACACGAUUUUUCUCUUACAACAAACACGCAAUCAGCGUGUUCAGUAUGCUAAACUAGUGGCUCUUAUUUAACAGCUACAUUAGCAAAAAUAUACACCAGUGUUGGAUACUGAACACGUCUUUGCUGAACGGUUAGAUUUGGAGUUAGGAGAAAUUGUGUAUGUUUCUGUUUAGCAACAAUUUCUGUUUUUUUUUUUUUUUUUUGUACCAUAUAGUCUGGAAAAUACGGUAUUUACCCAGCUCAUAAAACACAAAAAUACUUUGAGGUUUGAUGUAGAGAUGAGGGGGUGUGUGUGUGUGUGUGUGUGUGUGUGUGUGUGUGUGUGUGUGUGUGUGUGUGUGUGUGUGUGUGUGUGUUGUAUAGCUUGUUGUGUUCACUGCUGCUUUUGCUGCCUGUGUAGCUGUGAAGAACAUUCUGUGUUUACAGGAACAUCGGGCCUCGUUGAUCAAACUGGCUACGAAUGAAUUUAUUCGUAAAUCGUUCGUAGGAGCGUUUACACAAGAAACAUGGUGUUCAUGAAAAUCCAGUUCGUUCGGAUAAACGGUCGAAUUCCUAAACUGGCUCCUGACUUUGUGUAAAUGUGCGUAUAAGAAGACUCUUUAACGUGAACCUUCGAUUGAUCGGCUUUGUGUAAAUUUUCAGUUGUUUCGUAUCAAUGACAAAAGAAAGCGAUCCAAAACAAAUCUACAAGUAAAAACAAAGAAGUCUAGCUGUUCAUUUAGGACAAAAGUAAUGGCACCCUAUAAAAGGAGGAAGCGUUAGUGUGCGUGUCUGUGGUAGCUAAUGUGUAGCUAUUUAUUUGUUUUCAGCUCGCUGUGAGCUUAGCCUUUUAUGCAGUAUUGUGGGUGUGGCUAAAGGUAAAUCAGCUGUUCUGAUUUACAGCUGAUUGGCAUUUAUCGACUUACACAUAAUUAUGAUGAAAAACAGCGAAACUUGUUAAGCUGGUGGAAUUUUUAUUUAGUUUGGCCUGUGUAUGAUUUCACAAAAGAGUUAAACACACACAGACCAAACGGACAUCAUUUGCUUAUAAUCUGCAUGACUGAAGUUUUUCAGCAUGUGAGUAAGAUCUCUCUCUUAUUGACUUACCUACCUAAGAGUUUUUUUUUUCUUUUUUCUUUCUUUCUUGGACAUCCGUUUUCGUUGAGUGAUUUCUGUUUCAGCGUCUGGCCCUGGGUUAUCUCUGAAACAGCAUACAUGUACAGUACAUAAUGUUUGGUUUCACACAGUUUCACCAUGCAGCAGACAUAAUGGUCUUAUUUGUGGCCAAAAAAUAUAUCCCAUCACAAUACUUAGACAUUUUCAUGAUGCACGAUGUGUAUCACAAUAUUUACAUUUGCUAACAAACUACCAGCGUUUUAAAACCUGAUUAAAGACCAUAGGUUCAAUAUUUUCUUUAUCCUCAGAAAUAAGUUUAAAAAUUUGUUCACUCGUUACUGUGUCCAGUAAUGGGGUUAGUUAGGAUUGUUGUGAAUUGUGACAUAAUUUUUAAUAUGAUAUUGAUAUAAUAUCAUAAUUCCUGGCACUUCCCUGAACUCUUAUUGAGCUCAUCUCGGUAUAUCUUUUCAAAUACUGACAGGAUCCCUGUUACUCUAGAGUAGAAGUGCAGUUCGCUUAAAGGUACAGUGGUGAAAACAAACAAACAAAAAAAAAUACAAUUUUCCACCAAUAUUUGGGGUGUAAAGUGGAAAAUUGUGUCUUUUAUUUGUUUCUCUGCCAAACUCUUCCUUUAAAUCCCCAUUAAAUAAUUGUCUUUAAUAUUUUCAUGUGUUUGACGCAUGCUCAGUUCUGUUGAUCAUAUUCAUUAUAAAAUAUUUGUUCAUUAUAAUCCGUGUAAAAGUAGAGAACUGCUUAAGAAGCUGAAUAAGUGUACACUUUCAGACUGUAUGUGAAAGUGUCAUGCUCAGAAGGUUCUGGUGUGUAACUUGCUCCUAAGAAAAUAUGAAGAAGAAGAAGAAGAAGCAAUCUCUGACUGUUAGAACUUUCAGGAGUCCUGCUGUGUGUUGGAGAGAUUCAAGCAUGUUUUAUUACUUCCUGUUCGAUCACAGAUUGAGAACUAGAGUGCAAGUUUUCAUCGAGAGGAACGUUUGUGUGCUGUGAUUUAGUUUUUUUCCCAAUAUGAGAAUGCUGAACCUGCCUGUAUAUUGUGUGUACAAGAGAAAAUAAAAAGGAUAACUUUUGAAAUACA
Pangasianodon hypophthalmus (striped catfish) is the source of this 4633-nucleotide messenger RNA. RefSeq names its product mitochondrial fission regulator 1-like (gene mtfr1l). The record is from RefSeq and is a predicted model, not a curated record. The transcript is spliced from 8 exons. Gene Ontology annotation, biological process: mitochondrial fission; aerobic respiration. Gene Ontology annotation, cellular component: mitochondrion. Bases 287 to 1213 code for a protein of 308 amino acids. NCBI's taxonomy places the organism in Eukaryota, Metazoa, Chordata, Actinopteri, Siluriformes, Pangasiidae.